Molecule: messenger RNA, 1616 nt
Organism: Propithecus coquereli (Coquerel's sifaka)
Lineage: Eukaryota; Metazoa; Chordata; Mammalia; Primates; Indriidae
Product: cytochrome b-c1 complex subunit 2, mitochondrial
Exons: 13
Coding region: 131-1441 (436 amino acids)
Biological process (GO): proteolysis
Cellular component (GO): mitochondrion
Molecular function (GO): metal ion binding; metalloendopeptidase activity
Source: RefSeq, a predicted model, not a curated record
GUAUAGAGAGUCCUCCUCCCGCGGGGCGUGGGAAAGUGUUCGCGGGGAACUCUGGGAAGCUCCUGUCCUCCGCCACCAUCUUGCUUUCCUUUAAUCCUGUAGUGACCACGGGUCAGAGCACUUUUGAACCAUGAAGCUACUAACCAGAGCGGGGUCCUUCUCGAGAUUUUAUUCCCUCAAAGUUGCCCCCAAAGUUAAAGCCGCAGCUGCCCCUGCAGGAGCGCCUCCACAUCCUCAGGACCUUGAGUUCACCAAAUUACCAAAUGGUUUAGUGAUUGCUUCUUUGGAAAACUAUGCUCCUGUAUCAAGAAUUGGUUUGUUCAUUAAAGCAGGCAGUAGAUACGAGGACUCCAACAACUUAGGAACCUCUCAUUUGCUGCGUCUUGCGUCCAGUUUGACUACAAAAGGAGCUUCAUCCUUCAAAAUAACUCGUGGAAUUGAAGCAGUUGGUGGUAAAUUAAGGUUUGUUAAAGAACUUUUCGUUUCUGUUGAAACAGGUGUGAGUCAUCCUGUUCUCAAGCAAGUUGCAGAACGGUUUCUCAACAUGAGGGGUGGGCUUGGUUUAUCUGGUGCAAAGACCAGAUACCGUGGAGAUGUCAUUGAAAAUUUGCAUGCUGCAGCUUACCGGAAUGCCUUGGCUAAUUCCUUGUAUUGUCCUGACUAUAGGAUUGGAAAAGUGACACCAGAGGAGUUACAUUACUAUGUUCAGAACCAUUUUACAAGUGCAAGAAUGGCUUUGGUUGGACUGGGUGUGAGUCAUCCUGUUCUCAAGCAAGUUGCAGAACGGUUUCUCAACAUGAGGGGUGGGCUUGGUUUAUCUGGUGCAAAGACCAGAUACCGUGGAGGUGAAAUUCGAGAACAGAGUGGAGACAGUCUUGUCCAUGCUGCUCUUGUAGCAGAAAGUGCUGCCAUAGGAAGUACAGAAGCAAAUGCAUUUAGUGUUCUUCAGCAUGUCCUCGGUGCUGGACCACAUGUCAAGAGGGGCAGCAAUGCUACCAGCCUUCUAUACCAGGCUGUUGCCAAGGGAAUUCAUCAGCCAUUUGAUGUUUCCGCUUUCAACGCCAGUUACUCGGAUUCUGGACUCUUCGGGAUUUACACCAUCUCCCAGGCUACAGCUGCUGGAGAUGUUAUCAAGACCGCCUAUAACCAAGUAAAAACAAUUGCUCAAGGAAACCUUUCCAAUACAGAUGUGCAAGCUGCCAAGAACAAGCUAAAAGCUGGAUACCUAAUGUCAGUGGAGUCUUCUGAGGGUUUCCUGGAUGAAGUUGGGUCCCAGGCUCUAGUUGCUGGUUCUUACGUGCCACCAUCCACAGUCCUUCAACAGAUUGAUUCGGUGGCUAAUGCUGAUGUCAUAAAUGCCGCAAAGAAGUUCGUUUCUGGCCAGAAGUCAAUGGCAGCAAGUGGAAAUUUGGGACAUACACCUUUCGUUGAUGAGUUGUAAUACUGAAGCACAUAUUACAGGAGAGAGCUGAACAUUCUCUCAGCCCAGAGCAGCAAACAUAUGAAAGUCAGAAGUCUCUAAUAUAUUUAUCUUUUUUUUUAAUGAGGUAAAAUACUUUAAAGCAUAAGUUCUUCCCAACUGACCUAAAGUCAAUAAAGUGUUCUGCUUAAAUGUU